UACCUCUCGGACAAAUCAAAGCGGCAGCAAGCAAAGUGUACGGAGGGCGUCCGUGAGCGCAGGUAGUACGGCUGAAGGCUGCCAAUCGACGAGGAUGGCGCGCGCUCCAGCAGGAGAGAGGAAGCAAGGCGAGUAUCGCCGCCAAGUCGAGGUCUUAGCCCUCGUUCUUCAAGCUCUCAGGACCCUACAAGGCGGCCAAGCUCCCGCCAUCAACGACAGCGACAUAAUCAAUGCCAGCUUAGUCGACUACAAGGCCCAUAUCCUGGUCACUACCGUAUACAGAACAUCCGUUACCGUGGACAAGGCUCGUCAAGUCAUCCACGCCAAUGCCGAGCUCCUCCAACAAGAGAAACCUCCCUUUUACGUCAACCUGACCGAAGCAAUCAAGGACGGAAUGAGCAAGAGCGAGAUUUGCUCUGGUAUCAAGAGACAGGAUUACUGGAACAACCUCAGAGGCGGUCUAAAGCUCAGAGGACGCGACUUCGAGAUCGACGCCAACGUGAAUCAUCAAGCCGUCCAGUUUCUGCGUGCCCUCGAGAUCGAAGGCGCCAAUCCUGCCAUGCACGCUGAACAGGGGGAACCUGGGCCGUCGAACGGGCAAUCCUCUUCGUCAAUCCCAACUUGCUCCCCAUCAUCCAUCUCCAUGACCGACUGCCUGCGAGCAACCAAGGCAAAUGAAAAUGAUCUCGUCAAGAGCUACUGUCCCAGCCUUGGCUGCAACUUCAAAGCAUCCAAUUUUGCCGAAGCGCUCUACCACUGGCUCAAAUCAUGCAAAGUCAUCAAGACCGACUAUCUCUGGUGUGGCUUCUGUUGUCAAUUCCUGCUACGCCCACCUGUGCGCAAGGGGCAGCUCGCCACACAAAUGACUUCGUCCCAGCUCAAGAAGGUCGAGGCUCCUUAUGUCGCUCAUGCCCGCGAGUGCUCAUCGCGCUGGGCGGGCAAUGAGGGAUGGACGACGGCCCUGGGCGCAGGUCUGGAGUACCAUGUGCCCCGUAGCCGUAAGAACCCAAAGACAGAAGCAGAGAUGGAAAAGAUGGAACAGCGCUACAUCAAGGAGCGCGGUGCCCGUCCUUGCUGCUACUCAGUCCCCAACUUCUUCCUCGAUAUCGUUGAGAAGAAGCUGGUGGGUCCUUCAGCUUUGGACUCGUCAUCACUGAAGCGCAAGACGUUGCCAGAAGGGGUCAAUGAGACGGUCAUCUACCACUUUUGUCCGGACUGCACCACCGCGUGCGACAUCGAGGCUCGAGCCUUCUGCAUCCAUCGCCGGGCAAACGGGCUCGCCCAGCAUUAUCAGGAUCAUCUGCUGCGUCGAGUGACUUUGCAAGGCAAUAGCCAUACUCGUGCACUCGUCCUCGACCCUUACUACCCGACCUGGAAGUGUACCUACCCUCGAUGCGACUUUGAGGCUGCAGAUGUCGUGCAGCGAGUCAACCACCUCUCCGUUGAGCAUGGUAUCCCCUUGCUUGUGGAUUAUCGCGGCCUCCCUCAUCCUGGAGAGCAGGUAGAGGAGGGUCACGAGUUAAAGAAGUGGUCAGUUGAGAGGAUGGAGCAGCCGUGCAGUGAGCUCUUCUUGACAUUGGGCCUGCAGGAGAUGAGGAAGAAGGGGAAGGUGACGGCUUGGGAAGGCUUGGAGAGUGAUGUGGGGGAGGACGAGGGGGAGGACAGCGAGUGAGGCUGCUUGCAGUACUAGACUCACACCAGAUUUGUCGUGUUCAUCGUCAUCAGCUAUACCCUUCAAUGCAAUUCAUCCCUCGAUCCCAC
This is a messenger RNA of Jaminaea rosea, 1761 nucleotides long. RefSeq lists its product as hypothetical. The transcript has 2 exons. The coding region runs from base 95 to 1672 and encodes 525 amino acids. NCBI's taxonomy places the organism in Eukaryota, Fungi, Basidiomycota, Exobasidiomycetes, Microstromatales. The record is from RefSeq and is a predicted model, not a curated record.